This is a messenger RNA of Lotus japonicus, 1624 nucleotides long. RefSeq names its product protein phosphatase 2C 37-like. Gene Ontology annotation, cellular component: nucleus; cytosol. Gene Ontology annotation, molecular function: cation binding; protein serine/threonine phosphatase activity. Bases 141 to 1376 code for a protein of 411 amino acids. Gene Ontology annotation, biological process: protein dephosphorylation. The record is from RefSeq and is a predicted model, not a curated record. NCBI's taxonomy places the organism in Eukaryota, Viridiplantae, Streptophyta, Magnoliopsida, Fabales, Fabaceae. The transcript has 4 exons.
CUGUGCUAAAAGGUUCCAUUCCAUUUCCAUGCUCACAUAGCCCUAUAUUACCACCACCACCACCAUCACUCUCUUGUUUCAAAGGCUCAGAAUUCAGAUACUUAAUUACUUGCUAUUCAAAACUAAAUUAACUUUUUUGAAUGGCUGGGAUUUGCUGUGGUGUCGUCGGGGAGGGAGAGGCCGCUGCUGCGGCGACCUCUCGACCUUCCCGAAGACGGAGUUUAGACCUCCUCCCGGGGUUUAAAUACCUCGCGGAUGUCGCCCUCCCGCUUCCGGAAACUUCCCGGAAACGCACAAGACUAGAUCUCUGCGCCGCCCCGAGGGACGGCGAAGAUGAAUUCACCAGCGGCUCCUCCAAAAAGGUGAAGGAAUCCAAGGGAAACAACGACGACGUCGUUUUGAAACCGAAACAGUCCACCGUUUCUUCUUCUUCAACGGAGGGGAAUUUUGAAGCUGAAGAGUGUCCGAAAUUCGGAGUCACUUCUGUCUGUGGCAGGAGAAGGGACAUGGAAGAUUCAGUCUCGGUUCGCCCUUCGUUCUCCGAGAGGGAAAACUUCCACUACUUCGGCGUUUUCGACGGGCACGGUUGCUCUCAUGUUGCGACGAUGUGCAAGGAGAGGCUUCACGAAAUCGUGAAGGAAGAGGUUGAUUUUGCGCCGGAGAAUCUAUCAUGGAGAACCACGAUGAAGCAAGGCUUCGCUCGCAUGGACGAUGAGGUUCAGAGAUGGACGAGCCAGAGCAACGACACCACCAUCACCUGCAGAUGCGAGCUUCAAACCCCUCACUGCGACGCCGUCGGUUCCACCGCCGUCGUCGCCGUGGUCACGCCGGAGAAAAUCAUCGUCUCAAACUGCGGUGACUCCCGCGCUGUUCUCUGCCGUAAAGGCGUCGCCAUCCCCCUCUCCGACGACCACAAGCCUGACCGACCCGAUGAAUUGAUCCGGGUCCAAGCCGCUGGAGGGCGCGUGAUCUAUUGGGACGGACCGCGCGUGCUUGGGGUUCUAGCCAUGUCAAGAGCCAUAGGUGACAAUUAUCUGAAGCCUUACGUGAUCUCCGAGCCGGAGGUAACGGUGACGGAUCGGACGGACGAGGAUGAGUGUUUGAUACUAGCGAGUGAUGGAUUGUGGGAUGUGGUGUCAAACGACACCGCAUGUGGGGUGGUGAGGAUGUGUCUCAAGGCGCAGAAGCAGCUGUCGCCGCCGGGAUCACCCUAUGAGGACGUGGCGGCCGACGGUUCGGACCGCGCGUGCUCCGAUGCGUCCAUUCUGUUGACCAAGUUGGCGCUGGCGAGGCAUAGUUCGGAUAACGUGAGUGUGGUGGUGGUUGAUUUGAGGAGAGAUCAAAGAAAAUCAUCCAAUUCCAACAUCAAUGAAUGAUAUGAUCUAGUGAGAAAUUAAGCUACAUGGACAAGUCACAAGGGGUUUUGGCUUUUUGCUUAAUCAAUGUGAUUUUAGGGAGUGAGGAAGAAAAUUGUUAUUCUGGGAAAUGCAAAAAAAAAAAAAAAUUAUAGGAAAAUUUUAGUGUAGGUAAAUUUUGUGUCAACAAAGGAAUUAAUCAGCCGGUUGACACGCUUUUCUUUUUUGUUCAUAAUCGAAAAAAUUGGAUUCUGCUUUGGUUCGUCAAA